This is a messenger RNA of Chenopodium quinoa (quinoa), 2278 nucleotides long. Its product is annotated as 1-aminocyclopropane-1-carboxylate synthase-like. The record is from RefSeq and is a predicted model, not a curated record. The transcript has 6 exons. Gene Ontology annotation, biological process: amino acid metabolic process; biosynthetic process. Lineage: Eukaryota; Viridiplantae; Streptophyta; Magnoliopsida; Caryophyllales; Amaranthaceae. Gene Ontology annotation, molecular function: transaminase activity; pyridoxal phosphate binding. Bases 495 to 1991 code for a protein of 498 amino acids.
CUUGUACUUUCUCCUCCUCACGUGCUUUAGGGGAUGCAAAUUACUUACGCAAGCAAUUACGGAAUAAAACCGGCCAACUGUUACAACAUUUUUUUUGAGGUUUAAAUGGGUCCAUGUAUUUCUAUGUUACUUUUCUCACCAUUUUUGUUAGUUCAAGCACCUUCCUUUUUUUACUUUUUUUUUUAUUAACGUAUUUUGGAAAUUUACACCUUUCUACCGCUUUGAAAUAGACUUUUCAAUGAUUUUUUUUAUUUUUUUAUUUUUAAUAACCUGGACUUUUCGGCCUAUAAAUAUUAGAGUACAUAACGCUUCAUUUCCUAUCUCUCAAAUUCUCUUAUAAUCCAUUUGUCUCAACAACAUUAAAUUCUUCUUCGUCUAUUUUCUCUACUUCCUCCCAACAAUUUUUUCAUUAUUUUAGUUUCCUUAUACCCUAACAAACACUACCCAAUUACCACCAACUACAACAAAAGAAACAUUCAAUACUUUGUUUAAAAAUGCAUUCGUCAAUGAACAACGGUGCUUACGAUAGUCAUCAACUUCUUUCCAAGGUAGCAACUAACAAUGGACACGGCGAGGAUGUCGAGUAUUUUGAUGGGUGGAAGGCUUAUGAUAAUGAUCCUUACCACUCUUCCAACAACCCUAAUGGUGUAAUUCAAAUGGGACUUGCUGAAAAUCAGCUUACCUUUGAUUUAGUGAAGGAGUGGAUGCUUAAAAACCCACAAGCUUCUAUAUGUACACCGGAAGGAAUUGAUAAGUUUAUGGAAAUUGCUGUAUUCCAAGAUUACCAUGGCUUGCCUGAGUUCCGUUCUGCUGUUGCAAAGUUCAUGGGGAAAGCGAGAGGCGACAAAGUGACCUUUGAUCCGAAACGAAUAGUAAUGAGCGGAGGAGCCACCGGAGCGAAUGAGACGAUAUUGUUUUGCUUAGCAAAUAAAGGAGAAGACGCAUUUUUGGUCCCCUCACCUUAUUAUCCAGCAUUUAACCGUGAUUUGGGUUGGAGAACUGGCGUAAAACUAAUUCCAAUUACAUGUGAAAGUUGGAAUGGUUUUAAGAUUACUGAACAAGCCUUAAUCUCAGCUUAUGAAGAUGCACUACAAAACAACGUUCGAGUUAAGGGCAUAAUCGUCACAAACCCUUCUAACCCUUUAGGGACAGUCCAAGAUAAGGAUACCCUAAAAAUGUUGGUAAACUUUGUGAAUGACAAAAGAAUUCACCUAGUAUGUGAUGAGAUAUAUGCAGCUACUGUAUUUAGCCUUCCAAGGUACACUAGCGUGGCCGAAAUUGUAACGGACAUGCCACACGUUAACCUUGACCUUAUUCACAUCGUCUAUAGCUUGUCUAAGGACAUGGGCAUGCCAGGGUUCCGAGUUGGGAUUGUGUACUCUUACAAUGACCGCGUUGUGACCACUGCUCGUAGGAUGUCAAGCUUUGGGCUCGUUUCUUCACAAACGCAACAUAUGCUAGCCGCCAUGUUGUCUGAUGAUGAGUUCGUCACAAGGUUCUUAGACACAAGCCGAGAAAGGCUAUCGCGAAGGCACCAACAUUUUACAGGCGGAUUGUCUCAAGUUGGGAUCGAGUGCCUAAAGAGCAACGCAGGACUAUUUGUAUGGAUGGACUUGCGACACCUAUUGGAGGAGGCAACAACGGAGGGGGAAUUGAAGUUAUGGAGAGUAAUUAUAAAUGAUGUGAAGAUCAAUGUAUCACCAGGCUCAUCAUUUCAUUGUUCGGAGCCUGGAUGGUUUAGGGUGUGCUACGCAAACAUGGAUGAUGAGACCGUAGAUGUUGCCCUACAAAGGAUUAGAACCUUUGUAAGGCGCGACAAGAGGGAGACAAAACCAAAAACAUCGCUUAAGAAGAGGAAGGAACAGAUGCAACUUGGUCGUCUUAGCUUUAACAAUCGAAGAAUCGACGAAAGUAGUCUCAUGUCACCACAUAACUUGUUAUCACCUCAUUCUCCCAUUCCUCAAUCUCCACUCGUUAAAGCCAGAACCUAAUAAAUCAUUUUAAGUAAUACUAUAUAUAAAAGUAUAAAUAAAUUCAUGUAUGUAGAUAUUUCAAUAAUUCGUGUCAUAUUUAUCCGAAUAACUUAGAAUCUUCUUAGUACGUAAGGUUUUUUAUAUUCCAAUGAUUUUUGCAGUUUUUCUGAUAAUUCAGACUGCCUACUAGGGAUUUGUUGGGAUAAAAUUAUUGUAAAAGGGGUCAAUUGUGCUUAGGUUUUUUUCCCCAGAUUUUUUUGUUUGGGGUUACCAUAUUAAUAAUAAUAUUAGUGUUUUCUUGUUUA